AUGGAGCUCAAAGAAAAGCGCUCAGUCGUUAGCCGUGAGCUGAAAACCCUUGAACCCGGCUCUCUCUACAUCACGAUCUCCGUCCCUCGAUCAAGUUCUUACGGUCCUGACUCGCCCGUCAGCUAUCCGACAUGCCUAUCUGAGGAUCUCGACUUGGCGUCAUACGAAGUGUCUUGCGCCAAGGGCAUCGACAGAGAAGAGUUCGACUGGGGCGUCUACCUGCACCGAGGCUAUGGCAACGGCACCUGGUACGAGCUCCGCAGAGUAAGCUGCACGAUCGACGCCGGCAUCGACGGUACUCUAGGCUCCAGCUCCAGCAGCAUGUCAAGCAUGGGUAUCGAGGGUGCAGGUAUCGGCGAUGGCGAUGGCGCCAGCGUCGUCGCAUGUUCCUUGCCCUUCUACACUCUCUCCAGGCGGGAGAUGCGUCUGUCGCCGCGUCUGCAAACCCGAGUGGCCGCCCUCAUCAGGGUCCUGCGCGUGCCAGAAUCCUUCGCCGAUAGUCUGACGCUCUAUCUGGACUGGCUGGCGGUGCAAACGGCGCCCAGCGCCACGAGGUCCUUCAUCUGGGCGUCGUCCAUGUACAUUCGCACGCGUCAUCACCUUUCGGCAUAUGCCAACGGCAGCGAUGGCGAUGUAGCAGCAGCCACGGGCUUCACCACGACAGGGUUCCUUCAGGAGGCCCUUCACUUGGCGUACAAGGAGGUCUGGUACGGGCUGGGAGGCCAGCUGCCACGGCCCAUGAUGGCUUCGGCGUUUGGGGUUGAGAUGCUCAUGGGGGAGGCCAGCACCGCAAACAUGCAGCAGCAGCAGAAUGCCGACCAAGAUGCCGAUGAUAAAUCGACCAAAUUCCUAUGGGGGUAUGUGUAUCAUCAGCAUGCAGAAACAGGGCUCUAUGACACCCCUUGCUGGAGUAGCAUUACCUAUACGGGGGUGGCUGUCUUCGAAGAUGAAGCCAUAUCGAUCGACUCAUCGGUUUAA
Molecule: messenger RNA, 978 nt
Organism: Trichoderma breve
Lineage: Eukaryota; Fungi; Ascomycota; Sordariomycetes; Hypocreales; Hypocreaceae
Exons: 1
Coding region: 1-978 (325 amino acids)
Source: RefSeq, a predicted model, not a curated record